Cajanus cajan (pigeon pea) is the source of this 622-nucleotide messenger RNA. The record is from RefSeq and is a predicted model, not a curated record. Lineage: Eukaryota; Viridiplantae; Streptophyta; Magnoliopsida; Fabales; Fabaceae.
AUUGCAUCGAACAAUAGAAGUAAUUAAGAGAAAAGUAGAAAAGAAAAAUGGGUGGUUUCACGGAGAAACAAGAGGCUUUGGUGAAUAGCUCAUACGAAGCAUUUAAGGCAAACAUUCCUAAGCACAGCGUUGUGUUCUACACCUCGAUAUUGGAAAAAGCACCAGUUGCAAAGACCUUGUUCUCGUUUCUAGCCAAUGGAGUGGACCCCAAUACCCCUAAUCUCACGGGCCAUGCUGAAAAACUUUUUGCAUUGACGCGUGACUCAGCUAUUCAACUUCGAGCAAAGGGAGUAGUAGUGGCUGAUGCAGCACUUGGUUCUAUUCAUGCCCAGAAAGGAGUCACUGAUGCACAGUUCGUGGUGGUUAAAGAAGCAUUGCUGAAAACAAUAAAGGAGGCAGUUGGAGAUAAAUGGAGUGACGAAUUAAGCAAUGCUUGGGAAGUAGCCUAUGAUGAAUUGGCAGCAGCAAUUAAGAAGGCAUUUGCUUAGGAUCUAUUCUAAACUGUAAUAAAUAAAAUUUGUUUCACCAAAACUUGUUACUAUUAAACAAGUUCGUGAUCUAAAUUAAUGUUGGAUUAAAUAAGUAAAUUAUAUUGUAUUCGGAUAAACAAUCUCAAGUUAUA